This is a messenger RNA of Nothobranchius furzeri (turquoise killifish), 2035 nucleotides long. RefSeq names its product leucine-rich repeat-containing protein 15. Gene Ontology annotation, molecular function: protein binding. The record is from RefSeq and is a predicted model, not a curated record. Lineage: Eukaryota; Metazoa; Chordata; Actinopteri; Cyprinodontiformes; Nothobranchiidae. Gene Ontology annotation, cellular component: extracellular matrix.
AACGGAUUAUUUACUCAUUGAUAAUCUUAAUCUGGUUUAAAGUUUCAGUCCCGUAGCUGAUGAUGCUUUCAGCGGUGACUCUGGCCUCGGAUCCUCUGGGAGUGGCGUUGGACCUCUGCCCACCUCCAUGCUGCUGUGACCACAACUCAGCAACGGUUACAUGUAGAGACGGAGGACGGACACUCAUCCCUCUGCCAGACGGCACCAAGAAUCUGUUCUUCUACAACAAACUGAAGGAAAUCCCAGCAGGCCGGUGGAACGAGCUGCAGGUUCUGGACUUGACCCAGAACCAGCUAAGUGUCUUCUUAUCCCACAGCCCAGUAUGAUGAAGCUCUACGCUCCUGCUUCGAGACAACACCCUGGUUUCAGGCUCGGGUCAGUUUCUAAACUGCCCCGCUCUCAAUUUUGAUUUGAGUAAAAACCAGAUAAGUCUACCGGCGGGACUCGCAAAUCUGAAGACUCUGUUCCUGAGCUACAACCAGACUGAAGUCCUGCAGAUGGACGCACUGCCGGGAGUCCCAAACCUCACCAAACUCUACCUCAGCUUCAACAGCAUAGCUCAGAUAGACGACGGUGUUUUCAGGAGCUCCGCCACGUUAGAGAACCUCGAUCUGUCCAGUAACAGAAUCCUAACGACAGGAGCGUCUGGUUUCAGAGGAGCAGCAGGUCUCAAACCUCUGAGUAACAACCAGCUGGACGUUGUUCCAUCUGAAGCUCUGAGGGAUGCAGACAGGAUCCAGUUUCUGUAUCUAGCAGGAUGCUUCUCUGCUCUGGGCCUGCUGCUUCGUCUCGACCUGAAGAAAAACAAACUGAACGUUCUCUCAGAUGGGUCCCUCACAGGUCUGCUCAACCCGACCUACCUGGACGUCAGUGAAAACCUGUUAGCUUCUCUUCCAUCCAGAAUCUUCCAAGACCUGAUCAGACUCAAAGUUCUAGACUUGUACAGAAACAGACUGGCCUCUCUGCCCUGGGAUGUGUUCAGAAACCUGACCAGCACCAUCUUACACUGGCGCUAUAGAAAUAUCUUCUUCAGCCUGGAGAACCUUCAGCUGAACAUCAAGCAGAACUCCGACGCACCUGCAGGAGUCUUUGAGGCAUUGAACAAACUGAAAGAACUCCAACGGUCACACAACCACAUCCUGAAGCUCCAUCCUGCUCUGAUCUCCAAGCUAAGUCUCGUCCUGAAGCAUCUGCCCAGGGGGCUUCUUCACAAGCUGAAGACCCUGAGGAAGAUAACCCUACAUGACAACCACAUAAGGUCCCUCCACUUCCACGGGUUAAUGGGUGCAUGCUCACUGAGCCUCUCCAACAACCACCUCUCCUCUCUAGAUCCAGACCAGUUCAGGACUCUCACUGGUCUGAAACGGCUACAGCUGGAUGGAAACCGUCUAGUCAGACUUCCCUCAGACCUCUUCGUAGAUCUCCUAAACCUUGUAACCCUCAACCUGGGCAACAAUCAUUUAUCUGAGCUGUCAGUGGAUGACUUUGAAGGGUUGACCCACCUGGAAGAAGUCAAUCUGAGUUUCCAUCAGCUUCAGAGUCCCUCUUCCAGGACCUUUGACCCCCUCCAGAACCUCAGCAGUCUCCUGCUGCAGAACAACAGCCUAGCAACGCUGGACUUUGCCCCACUAUCAAAGCUAACUGAACUAAACCUGGAUACUAACCAGCUGGUUCACCUGGACUCUGACGUCUUUCAGGGACUUACGGAUCUCCGCACGAGCUUGAAGUCCAACCAGCUCAGGACUCUGAGGAGCCAGACUUUGGAGCCUUUGAGGGAGCUUCAUUCUGUUCAUCUGUCAGAUAAUCUGUGGGAUUGUGAGAACAACGUUCACAUCUGUAACUGGGUCACUUUGCACCCAGACAAACUCGGAGAUCAGCCCACGUUAUGACCCCUCAUCGUUAAAAUCUCCUCCAAGCUCUUCCUUCACCGAGACGAUGCGGCUCUCAGAAGCAUCGCCCCAGCUCGUAUCGGAUCACUGCCUCAGAUCUGCACAUCAUCACUUCCUGUUGCAACGCUUCGUGGGCUAGCUCUGCC